Messenger RNA from Prunus dulcis (almond), 1008 nucleotides. RefSeq names its product photosystem I chlorophyll a/b-binding protein 5, chloroplastic. The record is from RefSeq and is a predicted model, not a curated record. Gene Ontology annotation, biological process: photosynthesis, light harvesting in photosystem I; response to light stimulus. Gene Ontology annotation, cellular component: membrane. The transcript is spliced from 6 exons. The coding region runs from base 35 to 835 and encodes 266 amino acids. NCBI's taxonomy places the organism in Eukaryota, Viridiplantae, Streptophyta, Magnoliopsida, Rosales, Rosaceae.
AAGUAGCUGGAGAUAAAAAGAUAGAAGCAGAGAAAUGGCAGCUGCAGUGGGGGGUAGAGGUUUCCUUGUGCAGCCAUGCUCUUUAUCCUUUGUUUCUGAUAAGAACGUACUGAAGCACUCAUUUGGUGCAGCAAACACUUGCUGGCAUGUCAAACCAGCAAAACCUCAAGGUUUUGCCCGACACGUGGCGCAUGCCCAGCUGCGCCCUACAUGGCUCCCUGGGCUCGACCCCCCACCCUACCUUGAUGGAAGCUUGGCUGGGGAUUUUGGGUUUGACCCGCUUGGGCUUGGGGAGGACCCGGAAAGCUUGAGGUGGUAUGUGCAGGCAGAGCUGGUUCAUGCUCGCUUUGCAAUGCUUGGAGUUGCAGGAAUUCUUCUAACAGAUUUACUGCGUGUAACAGGGCUUCUCAGUAUACCAGUUUGGUACAAAGCAGGUGCAGUAAAAUUUGGCUUUGCCAAUACAGAAACUCUGUUCCUUGUCCAACUAAUCUUGAUGGGAUUUGUUGAAACUAAAAGAUACAUGGAUUUCAAGAGUCCUGGAUCUCAAGCCCAAGAUGGUUCCUUCUUCGGAUUGGAAGCUGCACUAGAAGGUUUAGAACCUGGAUAUCCUGGUGGGCCUUUGUUAAAUCCUCUUGGUCUGGCAAAAGAUAUCAAGAAUGCUCAUGAAUGGAAGCUUAAAGAGAUUAAGAAUGGGCGCCUUGCAAUGGUAGCCAUGCUUGGCAUCUUUGUGCAAGCUUCUAUUACUCAUGUAGGACCAAUUGAUAAUCUUGUGGAGCACCUAUCCAACCCAUGGCACAGAACCAUUGUUCAGACUCUUGCUAACUCUGCUUCUUAAAUGUAAAUCCAAGUUGGUUUUCCGCAUCAGAUAUAAUCUGAUGAAAUGAAAUGCACAUCCAUUUAUAAGUCCCUUCGGCUUUCUCUUCCACUUUUGAGGAAAGAUUUUCCAAACAUUGGUUUAUGUGCCAAUGAUAUUGUAUUGUUUUAAUACCAGCAUCAUCUUUGGUCUUG